UCAAAAAUUGAAAAAUUCAAACGUUUUCUACUUUUCUAUGCCAAUGGCCAGAAUGAUGGCUUUACUCAUGACAAAUUUAAUUUGAUUUAUCAUGUCUUUACUCUAAAUUCUAGUCUUUUAAACUUUUGUAGUUUUAUUACAUUUUACUAAUUUUAUUUUGCAUUCAUACACAUUAUGAAGGUAGUCAUUCAACGUGUUUCAAGAGCCAAAAUUUCAGGCAUCUUCAAGUAGAAUCCAAUGAAUCAAAUAUUUUGGAAUCAUCAAACAAAAUGCUUUCAAAAAUAUGAAAUAAGACAUCAUCUAUCAAAUUUAUGAAAUUUUUUGUAUGAGUGCAGAUAUUCUUGAACUUUACCAAAUUGGUGGACAUGAAGUAAAUUCAAUAACUAAAGGCUUAUGUUUGUUGGUCGGUUUGCAGAAAACUGAUAAAAAAAAAGAUAUUGAUGACAUGGUGCAGAAGAUAUUAAAACUACGUCUUUUCGAUCAAGAUGAAAAAAAAUGGCAUUGCAAUGUAAUGGACAUGAGUUAUGAAAUAUUAUCAAUUAGUCAGUUUACUCUCUGCUAUAAACUUAAGGGAAACAAAUUAGAUUUUCAUAUGGCUAUGCCUGGAAAUCUUGCAAUGCAAAAUUAUCAAUAUUUUUUGGAGACUUUACGUACAAAUUACAACCCUAGCAAAAUUAAAGAUGGAGCAUUCGGGGAAAUGAUGGAAGUUGAAAUAGUGAAUGAUGGACCAGUGACUGUUCAAUUGGAAUUUCCUAAUCCUGAAAAAUGUUUGGCUGGAAAGUCUGACAAAUUGGGUGAUGUGGAUGAACUUUAGAAUAAAAAACAUUUUCUUACUUAUUUUAUAUAUAUCUAUAAAUAAUAUGUGCCUUCAUACACUAACCUAGUAAUUGUGCGUAUUAAAUAAAAUAUUGUUAAUUUGAAA
Messenger RNA from Acyrthosiphon pisum (pea aphid), 922 nucleotides. It is a transcript of the gene Dtd, whose product is annotated as D-aminoacyl-tRNA deacylase. The transcript is spliced from 5 exons. Bases 326 to 814 code for a protein of 162 amino acids. Gene Ontology annotation, molecular function: D-tyrosyl-tRNA(Tyr) deacylase activity. NCBI's taxonomy places the organism in Eukaryota, Metazoa, Arthropoda, Insecta, Hemiptera, Aphididae. Gene Ontology annotation, biological process: tRNA metabolic process. The record is from RefSeq and is a predicted model, not a curated record. Gene Ontology annotation, cellular component: cytoplasm.